Molecule: messenger RNA, 1059 nt
Organism: Gossypium arboreum
Lineage: Eukaryota; Viridiplantae; Streptophyta; Magnoliopsida; Malvales; Malvaceae
Product: transcription repressor OFP8-like
Exons: 1
Coding region: 95-1039 (314 amino acids)
Biological process (GO): negative regulation of DNA-templated transcription
Source: RefSeq, a predicted model, not a curated record
UAAAUAAAAUUUCUUUAUAUAGCCGCCCACUCAGCCUUCAAAAACAAAAAGAACCCACGUUCAUUCUCUCCCUCUUUUUGUUUCUCUCUACAAAAUGGAAAAUCGAUUCAAACUACGAAUCUCUCGCAUGUUCCGGUCCUCUUUCGGAUCCUGCCGGACCCGGAAAAUCUCUGACGUUAUUGAAAAGCCCAUUUUCACCCCUCAAAACCACAAAAACACCGUCCCAUUAUUCGACCCUUCACCGUCGCCGCCGCCAAAGCCUAAACCUUUCCCUUCCAUUUGUAAACCCAGACGCUCUGAAUCAACCCAAACCGCCGUCAACCAUGACUGCGUUAUGGUCACACAUAAAGAAACCAUCCCAAGACGCCGUAAAACCAACACCGCUCGUUGUUAUUACCCUCCUUUCGUUUCUUCCGCCGUUACCGGUGGUUAUCAUCACCCUAUGUCGCCGUUGAACUUUUUCUCCGAUUGCAAAGACUUUGGGUUUUACGAGAAGAAAAAAACAGUAACCAGACACAAAACGAAAACAAAGAAGAAAAAAAGGGUUUAUCAUGUUCAUCACAAAACCAACAACAAUACCACGCCGUUUUUUUUCGGUUCAUAUUCACGAGAAAGUGCUAAUUACGGAGGUCCAUGGUGGUGGCUUAGCAGUGAAGAAGAUGAAACCGAAACCCUUUUCUCUUCAAUGAACCUCUCGUCCGACUCAUCUGAAUCCAUCUCCGCCCGUCGGAUACGACCACGUUCCAACCGGAAAAACUGUAACAAUCCUCGCCGAAGAAAAGCUAAGAACAGUAGCUGUGAUAAUGAUAACAACAUCAAAGUGAAAGAUAGCUUUGCUAUGGUGAAACGAUCCAGUGAUCCAUACAAUGAUUUUAGGACAUCAAUGGUGGAGAUGAUCGUUGAAAGACAGAUAUUUGCGGCUGAAGAUUUAGAACAGCUGUUACAGUGUUUCUUGUCGUUGAACUCUCAUCACCAUCAUGGGAUUAUUGUCGAAGUUUUUACAGAGAUUUGUGAGACAUUGUUCUCUAACUGGUCUUAAAAAAAAUGUCUUUUUUUUUU